AGAAAACGCCGAAGUUUUAGCGCUUUAAUAACCUUUAGACUUGAAUUUAUUAACCCCCAGGCGAGAUUCAGUGCUUGAUUGAUGGAUUAUUUCAGGAAAUCUUUUCGUUUCCGGCCUGUGGAUCGUCCACUGCGCCCUCUGGUGUACGCGGCUGGAACUGCAGAGCCCGCGGCGGUACAUGAUGGUGUCGCUUAUAAAACGCAGAAAAACUUCACGAGAGAAGCUGAAUACACCGCGAUCUACGAGGAGAAGACAGCACACAUGAAGGGUUCUUCACCAGAUGCAAGCUUGAAGUCUUUGGAGGACUCGCUGGCUGAAGCUCAGAGAAGAAAUGAGCAGGCGAUGGAGAAAAUUACUCAGCUCGAGAGGAAAAACUACAAUCUGAUGUCCAAAGUAAACGCAUUGCAAAAUGAGCUGACACGAUUAAAGUGGAAAGACCAAAUCGGGGAGAAUAAGCGAGAGCAGGAGGCUUGCGCUAGACUGGAGUCACAGUGCAAAGAGGUGAAGGAAACUUUACAACAGCGACUGACGGUCUCUUUGGCUGAAGCUGAACAGAAAUACAGUGAAGCGAUGGAGUCCAGUGCUCAGCUGGAGAAUGAGAAGACUGGGCUGAUGUCCCAGGUGAACACACUGCGAGGAUCAGUCCAGCAGCUGGAGGAGGAGCUGGAGGAGAUACGUGCAAGGUGUGCUGACAAGAAGGCGUGUGAUCAGGAGUCAGAGGCUUACAAUAUCCUCAAGGUCUUUCUGGCUGAGGCUGAGCGGAAAUACAAUGAAGCGAUGGAGUCCAGUGCUCAGCUGGAGAAGGAGAAGACUGAGCUGAUGUCCCAGGUGAACACCCUGCGAGGAUCAGUCCAGCAGCUGGAGGAGGAGCUCUCGGAGAUACGCGUAAAGUGUGCUGCAGUGGAGGAGCCUCUGGUUGAACCUCAGAGAAAUGAGCUGGAGAUGGAGAAAGUUGCUCAACUUCAGCAGGCAAACUCGUUCCUGACAUCCAAACUGAUCACACUGCAACUGGAGAUCUCUGAGACACGCGUAAAGUGGAAAGAACAAAUCAAGGAGACGGAGCAACAGCAGGAGGCUCGCGCUAGACUGGAAUCGCAGUGCAAGGAGGUGGAGGAAACUUUACAACAGCAGCUGAAGGACGUACUGUCUCAAGCUGAGAUGAAAUAUAAUGCAGCAAUGUUAUCCAAUGCUCGCCUGGAGAGCGAGAAGACUGACCUGAUGUCCAUGGUGGGAGAACUGGAAGUCUCAGUGCAGAAGAUGAGCAGCAAGCUCUCCGAGAUGCACGACAAGUGUGUGAAGGCAACAAAGGAGUGUAAGCAAAAAGAUCAGGAGCUGAGACUCCAGGGAUACCAACUGACUUUGACGCAAAGUAACUAUGAGGACGAACGUGAUGCGCACAACAAACUAAGGUCGCAGUACAAUCAGAUGAAGGAAAAGCAUGAAGACUUACUGAAGGUGCUUGAGCAAAAGCAGCUCUGUCUGGCUGAAGCUGAGAGGAAAUACAACAAAGUGAUUGAGUGCAGUACUGAGCUGCAGGUGGAAAACCGUUACCUGCUGUCCAUGGUGGACGCACUGCGGCGCUCGAAGUCGCUGCAGAAAAGACACUCUGAGACAUGCAUGAAGUUUGGCCAGGAGACGCACUCUCUGGCAGAAACCGAGAUGCUGUACAGGCAAGUGAUAAAGUCCAGCGUUAUCUUGGAGAAGGAGAGGCAUGGCCUGAAGUGGCAUGUACACACACUGCGAGACACAGUCAAGGAACUGGAGGAGAUGCACUCUCAUGCGGAGAAGAAGUAUGAAGCUAUAAAGGAGGAGAGAGAUCAAGUGUAUGAGGUUCACAGGGUCCUGAAGAUACAGCACAAAAUUCUUCAGGACAGGUUAACACAGUGCACCCGCUUACUUGACGCUCAUGGCAUAGAUUUUGAAACGGAGGAGAAGGUGGUUUUAAACCCGAGAUAAUCGCCGGGCGGUGAAACACCUGGAUAUUCUCGAAUGUGUGUGCCAAGACCUCAGAAUCAUUAGAUGCAGGAUUCCCUGUAUUUACCUGUUGUCACACUCAUCACACUCAUUUUGACAGCUCAAGACUGCCUGGUGGUACUAUUUCAGGAGAAAUGCUUUUAAAUCUGCACAGUUGAAGUCAGCGGCUGUGGGACAGGCUGCUUCAGGAUCGUUUUUAGCGCUAAGCCUGAAGCUAACACAUCUGGUUUUAUUGUUUAAGUGUAGAAAUUCACUCAUGAUAAUCAGAACAUCUUGGGGAAUGUAACAUUGACAAAACAAAAGUGUAUACAAAAACACAAAUAAGGAGCACCGGUAAAAAAAAAGUGCAAUUCUUUUAGUAGCUCCCCCUUGCUGUU
Messenger RNA from Clarias gariepinus (North African catfish), 2351 nucleotides. Its product is annotated as leucine-rich repeat flightless-interacting protein 2-like. Lineage: Eukaryota; Metazoa; Chordata; Actinopteri; Siluriformes; Clariidae. The record is from RefSeq and is a predicted model, not a curated record. The transcript is spliced from 16 exons. The coding region runs from base 82 to 1956 and encodes 624 amino acids. Gene Ontology annotation, biological process: regulation of DNA-templated transcription.